UCUGACUUCAGUUUCCUUUGGUCAACGCGCUCGAUGGCAUCCAUAUCGAAAUCGGAGGCGUCCUACAUUCACACUGGGCUGCUGUCUGAACCGCCAUUACGCGCAGAUGGACGCGCUCUCCACGAGUUUCGUUCAGUCAGUCUCGAAACCGGGGUCGCGCCGCUUGCCAAUGGCUCCGCUCAUGUUAACAUCGGAAAAAGCUUACACAACGGUGGUGGAGGAACAGAGGUGCUUGCUGCCGCGAAACUAGAAGUGGAGAAUAUCGGGUCAGGACAGGAAGGUGUUGAGGGCGGCCGAGUAGUCUGCAGCGUUUCUUGCUCACCUGCUGCAUACCCCCACGUCCUUCCAUCCGCCCUCGACGAUCUCCAAGCUGAUCUAACAACGGUUCUCCACCAGACUCUCGCACAUCGCUCACUACACCCAUCUAACCUAACAAUACUUCCCGGGAAAAAAUCGUGGGUGCUGAAUCUUGACUGCGUUGUUCUUUCCGAUGCGGGAAACAUCUAUGAUGCGCUGUUUAUGGCCGCUCGGGCUGCUCUUUGCGACUGCAAAGUACCUCGAACCCGUGGUGUUCAGUAUAAGGCGCCGUCUGGCUUGAAAAAGAGCGGCAAACUAGGCGAUAUGGAGGUAGACUCUGCUCCUGAAAGCGGUUUCGAUACGCGAUCUAUGGCUCGUGAUGUGGAUUUCGAGCUGGUUGAUACAUGGGACGAGGGCGAGCAAUUGGAUGGGCAGAACCGCUGGCCUGUGUCCGUCACCCUCAAUGUUCCAACGCCGACCUCUGUCCACUAUCUCGAUGCCGCACUACAAGAAGAAGCAGCCACCCCCAUGCGACUAUUACUUGCUUUUUCGUUCCAAUCAGCAACCCCACCUAACUUACACGCAAUGCGCACUCUUGGAACGGGAGAGCUAGAACUUGAGCAAUUACGAGCGUUAAUUGCGAUUGGGGAAAAACACGCAAAAAAGUUGUGGGACGCAUUGAACGGUAAACUGAAGGAAGAAAACAUUCGGCGAGGUGAGAAAGCUCGAGCGAAUUUUGCUCGUCGUUAG
Messenger RNA from Mycena indigotica, 1047 nucleotides. Its product is annotated as RNase-PH domain-containing protein. Gene Ontology annotation, biological process: nuclear polyadenylation-dependent mRNA catabolic process; U4 snRNA 3'-end processing; nuclear polyadenylation-dependent rRNA catabolic process. Bases 34 to 1047 code for a protein of 337 amino acids. Gene Ontology annotation, cellular component: nuclear exosome (RNase complex); cytoplasmic exosome (RNase complex). The transcript has 4 exons. NCBI's taxonomy places the organism in Eukaryota, Fungi, Basidiomycota, Agaricomycetes, Agaricales, Mycenaceae. The record is from RefSeq and is a predicted model, not a curated record.